Messenger RNA from Grammomys surdaster, 6034 nucleotides. RefSeq names its product ADAM metallopeptidase with thrombospondin type 1 motif 5 (gene Adamts5). Bases 42 to 2837 code for a protein of 931 amino acids. Gene Ontology annotation, biological process: proteolysis; extracellular matrix organization. The transcript has 8 exons. NCBI's taxonomy places the organism in Eukaryota, Metazoa, Chordata, Mammalia, Rodentia, Muridae. The record is from RefSeq and is a predicted model, not a curated record. Gene Ontology annotation, molecular function: metalloendopeptidase activity; zinc ion binding.
CUCCGCUCAGUCGCGCAGCCCCUCCCGGCGGGCAGCGCACUAUGCGGCUCGAGUGGGCGUCCUUGCUGCUGCUACUGCUGCUGCUGCUGUGCGCGUCCUGCCUGUCCCUGGCCGCUGACAGCCCCGCCGAGGCACCUGCCCAGGAUAAAACCAGGCAGCCUGGGGCUGCUGCAGCGGCCGCCCAGCCCGACCAGCGGCAGUGGGAGGAAACACAGGAGCAGGGUCAUCCUCAACCUUUGGCUGGGCAGCGCAGGAGCGGCGGGCUGGUGCAGAUUAUAGACCAACUCUACUCUGGCGGUGGCAAAGUGGGCUACCUUGUCUACGCGGGAGGCCGGAGGUUCAUGCUGGACCUGGAGAGGGAUGACACAGUGGGUGCUGCUGGUGGUAUUCUUACUGCAGGAGGAGGGCUGAGCGCAUCCUCUAGCCACCGGGGUCACUGCUUCUAUAGAGGCACUGUGGACGGAAGCCCUCGCUCCCUAGCUGUCUUUGACCUCUGCGGGGGUCUCAAUGGCUUCUUCGCAGUCAAGCAUGCACGCUACACUCUGAAGCCGCUCCUGCGUGGGUCCUGGGCAGAGUACGAACGAAUUUACGGGGAUGGGUCUUCACGCGUCUUCCAUGUCUACACCCGUGAGGGCUUCAGUUUCGAGGCCCUGCCGCCACGCGCCAGUUGCGAGACUCCCGCGUCCCCUUCUGGGCCCCAAGAGAGCCCCUCGGUGCACAGUCGUUCUAGGCGACGCUCAGAACCGUCCCCGCAGCUGCUGGACCACUCAGCUUUCUCGCCAGCUGGGAACGCGGGACCUCAGACGUGGUGGAGGCGGAGGCGCCGUUCCAUCUCUAGGGCCCGCCAGGUGGAGCUCCUCUUGGUGGCUGACUCGUCCAUGGCCAGGAUGUAUGGGCGGGGCCUGCAACAUUACCUGCUGACCCUGGCCUCCAUCGCCAACCGGCUGUAUAGUCAUGCGAGCAUCGAGAACCACAUCCGCCUGGCGGUGGUGAAGGUGGUGGUGCUGACAGACAAGGAGAAGAGUCUGGAGGUGAGCAAGAAUGCGGCCACGACCCUCAAGAACUUUUGCAAAUGGCAGCACCAACAUAACCAGCUAGGUGACGACCAUGAGGAGCACUACGAUGCUGCCAUCUUGUUCACCCGAGAGGAUUUAUGUGGGCAUCAUUCAUGUGACACCCUGGGAAUGGCAGACGUUGGGACCAUAUGUUCUCCGGAGCGCAGCUGUGCUGUGAUUGAAGAUGAUGGCCUCCACGCAGCCUUCACUGUGGCUCAUGAAAUUGGACAUCUACUUGGCCUCUCUCAUGAUGAUUCCAAAUUCUGUGAAGAGAACUUUGGUUCCACAGAAGACAAGCGUUUAAUGUCUUCAAUCCUUACCAGCAUUGAUGCAUCCAAGCCCUGGUCUAAAUGCACCUCAGCUACCAUCACAGAGUUCCUGGAUGAUGGUCAUGGUAACUGUUUGCUAGACCUACCACGGAAGCAGAUUCUUGGUCCUGAGGAACUCCCAGGACAGACCUAUGAUGCCUCUCAGCAGUGCAACUUAACGUUUGGGCCUGAAUACUCUGUGUGCCCUGGCAUGGAUGUCUGUGCCCGGCUGUGGUGUGCUGUGGUGCGCCAAGGCCAAAUGGUGUGUCUGACCAAGAAGCUGCCUGCUGUGGAGGGCACUCCCUGUGGGAAGGGAAGAAUCUGCCUGCAAGGCAAAUGUGUGGACAAAACUAAGAAAAAAUAUUACUCGACAUCAAGCCAUGGUAAUUGGGGGUCCUGGGGACCCUGGGGUCAGUGUUCUCGCUCCUGCGGGGGAGGAGUACAGUUUGCCUAUCGCCAUUGCAAUAACCCUGCACCUCGGAACAGUGGCCGCUACUGCACAGGAAAGAGAGCCAUAUACCGUUCCUGCAGUGUCACACCCUGCCCCCCUAAUGGUAAAUCUUUUCGCCAUGAGCAGUGUGAAGCCAAAAAUGGCUAUCAGUCUGAUGCAAAAGGAGUCAAAACAUUUGUAGAAUGGGUCCCCAAAUAUGCAGGUGUCCUUCCAGCAGAUGUGUGCAAGCUUACCUGCAGAGCUAAGGGCACUGGCUACUAUGUGGUCUUUUCUCCCAAGGUUACUGAUGGGACCGAAUGUAGGCCAUACAGCAACUCCGUGUGUGUCCGAGGAAGGUGUGUGAGAACUGGAUGUGAUGGCAUCAUUGGCUCAAAGCUACAGUAUGACAAGUGUGGAGUAUGCGGAGGAGAUAACUCCAGUUGUACAAAGAUUAUCGGAACCUUCAAUAAAAAAAGCAAGGGUUAUACUGACGUUGUGAGGAUCCCUGAAGGAGCAACCCACAUAAAAGUCCGACAGUUCAAAGCCAAAGACCAGACUAGAUUCACUGCUUACUUAGCCCUAAAGAAGAAAACUGGCGAGUACCUUAUCAACGGCAAGUACAUGAUCUCCACUUCAGAGACCAUCAUCGACAUCAAUGGUACUGUGAUGAACUACAGUGGGUGGAGCCACAGAGAUGACUUUUUACACGGGAUGGGCUAUUCAGCCACAAAAGAAAUUCUGAUCGUGCAGAUCCUUGCAACAGACCCAACUAAAGCGUUAGACGUCCGUUACAGCUUUUUUGUCCCCAAGAAGUCGACUCAAAAAGUGAACUCUGUCAUUAGCCAUGGCGGCAACAAAGUGGGACCACACACUCCACAGCUGCAGUGGGUGACAGGCCCAUGGCUGGCCUGUUCUAGGACCUGUGACACAGGCUGGCACACCAGGACCGUGCAGUGCCAGGAUGGAAACCGGAAAUUAGCUAAGGGAUGCAUUCUCUCUCAGAGGCCUUCUGCGUUUAAGCAAUGUUUGCUGAAGAAAUGUUAGCCUGUGGUUUAUUCUAACGCACAAAAAUAGCAGGAGGGUCAUCGCAGAUACAGUUGUGGUGAAGACAAGGCCUACCCAAAGCACACAAAGACAUGCCUUCAUGUCAUUGUCACCACGAGUCGAGUUAUGGGCAGAAUCUGCUCUCUGUGACCAAAAGAUUUACUCUACUUGGUGUAAUGAUGGUGACCUUGGAAUAGAGAAAAAACGUGGGAGUUAUGGAACAUCCCUGGGCCUAGACAAAGGAGACACACAAUGAUGAAUGUAGAAUCGGGGACAUUUGAAGAUGGCAGAGAAGUCUUGUCACCUACCUCUUAUAGAAUGUCUUCAAAGACAUCGUGAUCAUGUUCAGCCAUGACACACAUCUUAUUUUUACUGUUUGUAAAUGCAUCCUCCCUUGGUAUGUCACUUUAUAAAGUUGGUCCUAUUAAUAUAUACACAUAUGUGUAUGUAUGUGUACAUGCAUAUAUACAUAUGUUUGUAUAUAUGUAUGUACACACACGCACAUAUAUAUAUAUAUAACAAAAUAUUUGACCAAAGUAGGUCUGCAGCUAUUUCAACUACUAGUUUCCAGAAAGGGCUGCGGAAGAUUUACUGGAAGUUAAGGACUUGCUGCUGUUAAAUUAGACUUUGUAUAUUGUCAGUCUACAGGAGAUAAGAGCUUAGUUUAAAAGAAAAGAAACCAUUUUGACAGCAAGCACCUUCUGUGAAGUUCUAAAAAGGGAAAGGAUCUGUGUGUGGGGGGGAAUCACUUAAACACAUACUCAGUUCUGUGUACUCUAAAUUUUGACUGUCUGUAUUUUUUUCAGGCAUCCAGCCAAGUUAUUGUAUCAUUUGGGGUGUAAAAACUGUGUUUUCCUGUGUAUAUGUGAUCAAUAUCCGAAGGUCUAAAAAUUAGCUUGCCUGUAUUGGAAUUUAAAAAAUAACAAAUAUGUCACUGUGUUUUCAAUGUAUAUUUUCACAACUGCUUCCUUUUCUGUGGCUCCUGGCUCAUAUCUUACAAUGUGUAGUCAUCAUAGAGAACACACAGCAGAAAGCUGCCUGUCACACCCAGCACCUUCAGUAAUGGCUUACCUCUGCUCAGCCAGUGUUUGUGUUUGCUUCUUUGCUUUUCCCAAGGAUUGGAAGACGCAUGUUCUGCAUUGAUUGAGUCUAACAGUAGUAUUGAAAUCAUUUCAUAUUUAGCCUCAUCUUGAACAAGCAAUUGGAUCAAUUCAACUAAUUCAAGAAACCAAACUACUUAGCACUUAAAAGACUGUUUCCACACCAUAGUCAAUUAUCUCAUAAUUUACCAAAUAUAAGCAUAUACCUGCUGUAUUAGAGAAUUUUCCCAAUCAGAAAGCAUUUAUUUAUAAUGUAUGAGUGAGUAUGUAGGUGAUGAAAUGUAAGGGUUUUCAGGAAGUCUUUUACCUGCACAAGAAGGUUGCACAUGCUUAAGUAAUAAUCAUAAACAGAAAAUCUCCUUUAAGCUACACACUUCACAACCUCCUCCGAUAAUUCAAAUAAUAUGAGAUCUUCUUAUUCCACUGGCAUUUCUUUUUUCUUUGUAAAAAUCUGCAAAGUAAAUUGUUUUAUGCAAAUUUUAUACUGAUCAUACCAAAUGUGCCUACUGUUAAGGAUCUGCAUACAAGGUUUUGAGAAAUCCUCUCUGGAAUUCCACUAAUUGUAUGAGAGUUUAUUUUUAUUAUAGAAUAUCUUAAUAUAAAUGAUUAUGUACUUGAUGAUUCGAUAGCACAUUUACUUCAGUAGACCAGAAAAAAAAAUGAAACCUUACUUAGGUUCCUUUGCUUGUUUUUUUGUUGUAAGAAAUUAUUUUGUGAAACAGACCAAUGCCCUUCCAAACCAGUGAUUAGCCAUUAGAUUCUCCCAGUCUGGUCUUUUACAUUAAGAAAUUCAGAUUAUAUAAUACUCAUAGCCUGUGUUGGGUGCAGGUUUCCAAAUAUAGAGCACAGGAAUUAAUCUAGUCAAAUUGGUCAUAAAAUAAAAGAUUAAAUCUCUGUACAGAGAGAAUAAAUAGUGUAAUGUGACUUUCUCCAAUUUUGAAAACAGUAUAAACCAAGUAGUUCUAAUUUGACAAAAUUCCCAUUUUUGUGUGUGUUUAUAUUAAAAGAAAAUAAAUGACGAGUAAAUGUGAUUAUCUCCCAUUCUACUUCCCUCUGUGGUCAUCAUAGAUUUUAUUAAGAUUUUCAUUGGUUUACUUUUCCCUAUAAUAAUGAAGUUUUGCACUUCACAGUGAAAUCAUCCGAAAGGGGAUAAACAGAUAAACCACUAAUCUAUGUCUAAAGGGAUUUUCAUUACAUUUUAAAAUGACUACCCUCCAUGGGCAGGGGAAUGUAUAUAAAACUCCUAAGGAAAGAGACACAGCAAACUGAGAUUCAGAAAGACGAAGUGUCACAGAGGGAAAGAGUAAUGACAGUGUGUGGGGAAAACUAUUUUAAAUUCCAAUUCAGUCCAGUUAGAUUUUGUGCUGUGUCUGCCAUCUUCCCGUUGUGUAUCUUGAAUCCUUAAAGACCUUGGAUUUAAGAUGGUGGAUAAAGGUGGGGAAAUACAAAAAGGCAAUGCUCAGGUUACAGAAUCUCUAACCUCACUUGCAUAAAAAAAUCAUUCCAGUGGGAGUGUCAGUAAGUGCAAAAAAGCUCACAAUGAAACAGUAUCUUGUCCUUUUAGAACAGUAAAUGUCACCUUAAACCCUCCUUAUUGUUUGAAAGUAUAAGAGCAUUGUUACAAUGUAUUUGAUGGGCUCAACACCUAUUGCCUUCCUGUGGAAACAGCUCUAAACUAACAAAUGAGGGAUGGAUCACAAACAAAAUAAGAAGUUGCAGCACUGAAACCUAAGUAAUUUAUUGUUUUUGCAACUGCCAUGUGAAUUUCUGUGAUGAAAUUAUUUAUUCUUAUUUAACAAAAAUUAUGUGCAAAGUCUUCUAUAUUUAAAAUGUGUUGCUGUUGUCCUAUUUUUUUUUAAUUUAUGCUUCUUGUUUGUGUAUAAAAUGCACUUUGUGAGUUUAUAUAAUAUACAGCACUGGUGGAUUUGUAUUUUUUUUACAGAAGGAUUUCUGUGUGGAACAGGUGUAUGUGUGUAUAUUCUGCAUGUAUUUUCAGUCUGCCACUCUCACAUUUUAAACUUCUAUUGCUAGCAGUGUUUCUUACUAAUCACUAUGUUAAUAGGUCAAUUAAAUACCAGUAACAUUGGCUUCCUCACA